Molecule: messenger RNA, 3772 nt
Organism: Lytechinus pictus (painted urchin)
Lineage: Eukaryota; Metazoa; Echinodermata; Echinoidea; Temnopleuroida; Toxopneustidae
Product: programmed cell death protein 5-like
Exons: 6
Coding region: 132-512 (126 amino acids)
Biological process (GO): DNA-templated transcription
Cellular component (GO): cytosol; nucleus
Molecular function (GO): DNA binding; DNA-directed RNA polymerase activity
Source: RefSeq, a predicted model, not a curated record
CUGGUUUCAGUGCAUGCAAUAACUUAAGUUGUCAGUUUAAUUCUAAACCUCACGCUAUUUCUAUUUGCCUUCAAGUUCAACAAAAUCGUCGAUAGUUUUGUUAAAUUUGACCGUCAAAAAUAGGAUCAAAGAUGGGUGAUAGUGAGCUUGAGGCAAUAAGAGCACGUAGAAUGGCUGAAUUACAACAACAAAUGGGUGGGCAAAAUCCGGAUCAGGAAAAACAAAGAGCAGAAGCCUUGCAGAGGGAACAAGAAAUGAAGAACACGAUGCUAGCUCAACUUCUGGAUCAAUCCGCAAGGGCAAGAUUGAAUAGUAUUGCUCUUGUGAAGCCAGAGAAAGCUAAGAUGGUAGAGAAUAUGUUGAUUAAUAUGGCACGUUCUGGACAAGUUGGUGGAAAGAUUAAUGAAGAGCAGCUAAAGGGUCUUCUCGGGCAGGUCAGUGAAAAGACAGGUCGAUCAGGAAAAGUCAAGUUUGACAGGAGACGGCUAGACUCGGAUGACGAUGACUAUUAGCUGCAAUCCAGAAUAUUAUUUAUAAGAAAUCCUGCAUUAUAACAAGUGUACUUCCUUUUGAUGAGGAACAAUGUACAGGAAGAGCGAGAUGUUAGAUGUGACAUAUUAACCUUGUGAGAACUUUGAUAGCUGAAUGGAUCAUGCUGCAUUAGCCAUGAUGGUGCUGGAUGGUUGGAAAGCAAAUCUGAAGUUCUUUGCUUUGUUUGAUUCCAAAAUUGCAGUCAUUUUAUAAAAUUGAACAUGGAAUCUUGUUUUUCCUCCUUAUAACCCUUAGACAUUUUCUUUCCCAAGACAAUAAGCAUGAAAUAGGAACAUUAAAGAUACUUGUUCUUGGACCUGGUUUCUAAUUAGCUCAUUCAGUGAGACAUCAGAAAUUUAUUCUUUGGUAUUCCUUCAUAUAACUGAAGAAUGCUUUGAAAUUUCUGACACUCUCCAGUGGUGUGUCCAACUGUGCAUGCAUGGGUGAAAGCAGAGGAAUGUUUAAUAGGCACAUGGUGGAAGUAGGUUGAAAACAGAUUGGUGCCAUUUCAAGGGGACGUUCAAACUGUAGGCAAAUCAGAGGAGUUAAAAUCAGUCAAAUGUGUCGUUUAUAUUGUGAAGUCAUGCUUACUUCCCUGUUAAGUUAAACAUUUUUGAGCUCUAUAUCAGCUGUUUAAUACUAACGCCUAUUUUUCUUUUUGUAUAAAUGUCAAAGUUCCAGUGUAGAAUGGAAUAAUUCUCUCAAUCCCCUUCUUGUGCCUUUUCAUUUGAUGAAAAGUCUUUUUAGCAAAUUGAAUGAUUGGAAAUGGUAUUGUAGCACCUAAGAUCUCGUUCGAAUUAAAAUUGAAAUUAUUUCGGCCCUUCCAGCAUUAUUUCCUUCAAAAUCUAUAUGUGUUGACAUGUAUGGUACAGGUGUAAUAUCACUAUAUAUUCAAUCAUAACAAAUUCAAGGGAUUUGCAAGAAUUUGAAUGGAUCAUAGUAAGAUUGAUAUUAUUAAUUCUAAUACAUACCUCAUACACUUUUCAACACUAACACACAAAAAACCUUUUACCAAGGUAAUAACCAUUGAUGGCAUAGAUAAUGUAAUAUAAAAGUUAAUACAAUGAGGCAUAGACUAUUUGAUUUGUAUUGACUAUGUCUUUACCAUUGCAAUCCCCCAGACUUCCUUGGGAGUGGAUUUGAGUGAUUGAAAGCCAGCAUAAGUCAUAUGGAUGAUUCUGAGGCUGAUAUUUGAGCUUGCUAAUUAUACCACCUAUCGUGGCUUAUAGCAAAUGUGAUAUUGAGUAGACUGAUCAGAACUAGCCAGUAUAUUGACUUACUUCUGAAGGCACAAGAAACGAUAAUACGAAGCUCAUAGAGUACCGAAGUGAUGACAUGACAAAAAAAAAGGUUUUUAGCAUUUCAGUGUUUUUGGUGCCAUAUUUUGGUAGAGCAUGAUGAAAUACCCCCACUACCAAAAUUUGGUUGGAAUCGGUCCAUGGGGGGGGGGGGGGGGCUGAGAUAUGACCUCAUGAAUACAUAAUUAGCCUCAUUGAAGUCAACGUAUUAUUGGCCUGGUUCUAAAUGUUAGGAACCAGGCCGAUAAUACGGCCAAUUAUGUAUUCAUGAGGUCAUAUCUUGGGGCCCCAUGGACCGAUUCCCACCAAAUUUUGGUUGUGGGGGUUUUUAUCAUGCUCUACCAAAAUAUGGUAUAAAAAAUGCUGCUAUGCAAAAAGUGAAAAUUGAUGACGUCACACUUCAGUACUCUCUUUCUAAAUAUUUUAUUUAUAUGCAAAUAAUUGUAUGUUUGUAUGGAAUGCGAUAAUAGUGAUGGUAAAAUGGUAUUCUACAGAAUAUUAUUCAACCUGUUUAUUUACUCGGUUAUGUAAUUCCCAUGAACUUUGUACUCCUAUUUCUGGUAGUGGUGGAAAAUUGGGUUAGGAUGGUAUUAUGAAACAAGUAGGUCUUCUUUGGACCAUCUUUUGUAUAAAGUCAAAUGAUUGCCAAAGUAGAAGCAGUUUUUCAGAUUGGGGGUGUUUUACAAUGAUUGAAUUUUGACUUCAAAUCAGAAUUCACCUCCCAGUUGCAUGCAGUAUAUAACGCAUCACUGAUUUGGUCAGAUCGUGUUUACUGUGUAUUAAUCACUGAAAUUAUGCAGGAAAUAUGUGCACAUUAGCAUGACUUUUUAGUCCUUGUUAAACACCCCCUGAUAAUACAAAACAUGUUCUUUGAGACCGAUUUCGUGCAGAUUCAUCAGUUAUUGGUGAGUUUGCUUCAAUUCUCUGAAUCCAGUAUGAUGGUAGGAAUUUAUGAACCUGAACACCAAGGGUGUUGGUGAAAAUUAUCUGCCAAAAUGUAACUACUGAACAGUCCUAAUACAAGGCAAAUCUGAGUUUCAUAGUUAUAGAGGGAAGAUAUUUACUAUUACCCGACUGAGUAAUGUUAAUUAUUAACUUCAUAAACACUUAGACUAACAAUAGUGUGAAGCCACCCAAAAUAUCCAUGACAACUUUAACACAAAUAAUUUCUCAAAGUACAAACACAAUCUUUAAAUGCAUAUUACAGCUAAACUUGCAUUAGUCAAACUUCCGUAAUAUUUGAGAAAGUUUUCAGAUCAGGGGGCCCCGUAACACAGCAAUGAUCAUAGAUCAUUUUUAUACGAUUGAUUGCUUGACUACAAUGUACAAUCAAUCGUAAAAAUCAAGCGUGCGAUUCGUCGCAAACAUUUGUGUUACUGGACCCUGAUUAUGUGAAAUGUGUUAUAUAAUUAUUUCCUCUUAUAAAGUUGAACUGAUUUUUGUGGUCCGAAAAGAUUUGUCUAGUAAAAAGGCAAUGUUACUUGUUUUUUACCCAUGAACUCAGCUUUUCAUGUUAUACAUGGAUACCUUAAAAACAUCAUCGAUGAAACAUGUGUAUGUGUGUAUAUACAUAUAAAAACUAAUUUAUUAAUGAUAAGUGUUUUGCAAAUGCAAUAAUGGCUUUUAAAUUCAACAUGAAUCUUAUGUCAAUGGAUCUUGUUAAUUUAGUACAGAUGGGAAAUACAUGUAUGCUCUACUUAAAGAUCAGAAAAGGCUGUAUCAGCACAAUGUAAUAUAUAUCUUCUUUAUCCAAGAAAAAAGAUAAUAGGAAAAUUAGCUUGUAUUGAACAUCUUCGUUAUAAUUUCAGAGUUCUUUUCAUUGUGAGAAAAGACCGUAUUUAAGCACAUUUUGUAAUGCUGUGUGUCCGUUACAUUUAUACUUUUGCCAUAUUUCAAUGGCAUAUUUUGUCGUGUGUAAAUUAAAUCAUUUAUAAUAUCAACAA